Molecule: messenger RNA, 2025 nt
Organism: Echinops telfairi (small Madagascar hedgehog)
Lineage: Eukaryota; Metazoa; Chordata; Mammalia; Afrosoricida; Tenrecidae
Gene: KIF2B
Product: kinesin family member 2B
Exons: 1
Coding region: 1-2025 (674 amino acids)
Biological process (GO): microtubule-based movement
Molecular function (GO): microtubule binding; ATP binding; microtubule motor activity
Source: RefSeq, a predicted model, not a curated record
AUGGCCAGCCAGUUCUGCCUGCCACUCGCUCCGCAUCGCUUGCCUCUGAAACCCUCGAGGCCACACUUCGGAGACAUCCAAGUCGGCAUCUGCGUGGCGAUCCAGCGCAGCGACGGGCGGAUUCACCUCGCUGUGGUCACGGAAGUCAACAUAGAAAAUGCUCGGGUCACCGUAGAGUGGGUGGAGAAAGAAGUGAAAAAAGGCAAGAAGAUUGAUCUAGAGACCCUAUUCCUGCUGAACCCAGCUCUGAUCUCGGCAGAACACCCCGUGCUGUCCAGGCCACGGCCCUCCUUGUCAUUCGUGCCCCCUUCCUGUGAUGGAGACCAGCGUACGGCCACUCGGUGGGUGGCAAUGGUCCCUCAAAAGGAUGAAAUGCCUUCCGGGGCCAGCCCCACCGUGGAGGUCCCCAGCAACCCUCGGCUGAUGAAACGGAGAAGGUCCCCUUGUCUGCGGGGAAUCGAGAAGCUGCAGAAACAGCGGGAGGAGCGCAGGCGGCAGCAGCUGGAGAUCCGAGCCCAGCGGGCGCGGGAGGUCAACACACGAAACCCCAACCUGGAGCUCAUGCGCAUGAUCGAAGAGUCGCGCCGGCACCUGGACCGCAGCAAGAUGUGCCAACCGGAGCCCCUGGAGGACCACAGGAUCUGCGUCUGCGUGAGAAAGCGGCCACUCAACCAGCGAGAGACCGUCAUGAAGGACCUAGACAUCAUCACCAUCCCUUCCAAUAAUGUGGUCAUGGUGCACGAGUCCAAGCAGAAGGUGGACCUCACGCGUUACCUGGAGAACCAGAUCUUUUGCUUUGACCACGCCUUUGACGCCACGGCUUCUAAUGAGCUAGUGUACCAGUUUACCGCUCAGCCUCUGGUGGAAUCCAUCUUCCGCAAGGGCAUGGCCACCUGCUUCGCCUACGGGCAGACGGGGAGUGGGAAAACUCACACCAUGGGCGGAGCCUUUUCGGGCGUGGACCAGGACUGCUCUAAGGGCAUCUAUGCCCUGGUAGCUCGGGACGUCUUCCUUCUGCUCACAAAUCCCGCAUAUGAGAAGCUCAGCCUCAAAGUCUACGGGACGUUUUUUGAGAUUUAUGGGGGGAAGGUGUAUGACUUAUUGAAUUGGAAGAAGAAGCUACAAGUCCUUGAAGACGGAAACCAGCAUAUUCAGGUGGUUGGCCUGCGGGAACAAGAAGUGUCUUGUGUAGAGGACGUUUUAAAGCUCGUGGGACGAGGGAACAGCUGUCGGACUUCGGGGCAGACAUCUGUCAAUGCCCACUCCUCCAGGAGCCACGCGGUGUUCCAGAUCAUCCUCAAGUUACAAGGGGAAUUGCACGGCAAGUUUUCCCUUGUGGACUUAGCUGGCAACGAAAGAGGAGCGGACACUGCCAAGGCCAACCGGAAGAGGCAACUGGAAGGAGCAGAAAUUAACAAGAGUCUUCUGGCCCUCAAGGAAUGCAUCCGAGCUCUGGGCCAGAAAAAAACCCACACUCCUUUUAGAGCCAGUAAACUCACACAGGUGCUCCGAGACUCCUUUAUAGGCCCCAACUCCUCCACGUGCAUGAUUGCUACCAUCUCUCCAGGAAUGGCCUCUUGCGAAAACACGCUCAACACUUUACGCUAUGCCAACCGAGUGAAAGAAUUAACUUUCCACGUCAGGCCGCCCCAUCGUAGUUUCUUUCCAGUUGGACGUGAAGCAAUGAAGAUGAUAGAAAAACACGCUAAUAGUCCAGAGAUGCCCCUUCGGAUGGAGGAAUGCAUGAACACACUUUGUAUAGAGAACAAGCAGGAAGGAGAGAGUGAAAGGGAAAUGGAAACAUCAUCUACCCCAUCAAUGGAGAACGCUAUGGUCUUGUUGAAGGAAUCCAACCAGUGGCCCAUGAACACACAAGAGGCAGUUGACAGAAUAAACUAUGGUGUUGAAUUUUGCAUUGCCCAGUUAUUGGCUAUUUUGGAUCAGAAAAUUGACGUUCUGAUUGAGAUUCGAAAGAAACUGAGAUUAUUACAGGCUGACUACGGAAAGAAGAGCAAGGUAGAGUAA